GCAAUUUUCCAGCUAGGUGACAGAAUACCGGCAGCCAGAGCGCACGGGACAUCAGAAAUGAGAGCCUCGUUCACUAUGCCAGAAGUGCCUCCGAGAUUGGUGACCCAUAAGGAUCAGUACAAACAUCCGGCUAGUUUACCUCUGGAACCCCAAGUAGAGCCGAGCUGGCACAAAGAGCUGCCACCCCUGGACACAACGCACGAAGGUUACCAGGUCCACCUGGACCCCUACCUUAGUACCAGCAGGCUGCACCAUCACCCGUUCACCGCCGACCAGCUACGGAGACCCUCCAACUCAAGAGACACAGUCACGUAUUACACCUUCGAUGAAACGCCUUGGACGAGAACCCCGAAGCCGACAGCUGGAGAUUGGUGGCUGCCGAGGCGGGUGCCACAGUCGGUGUACGACCGGGAGAAGUUUAAGCAGGGCUUCAGGGAAUAUCGCACACACAAUAAACUUUUUUUUGUUCCUGGGACCUUCCGAACAGAAACAAGAGAUAAUUAUACAAAACCAGACCGUAAUAUACACAACUUUGAGGAUGAUGUACAAAACUACUAUCAGCAGAGGACAUCGAACCUACCCACUAACAUAAGCAUAGAAAACUUGGUGAUAAACAAUUAUUGCACGGAAGCGGGACACCUCGGCAGUGGCAGGAAGAUUUGUACCGCACUCGAUCAGUAUAUUGAGAAAAACAAAAGAUUGGAUCCAGCUAAGAAAUAAUAUUUCUUCCUUUUGACGUAGGACAAUUUUAUGUAAUUUGAUUAAACUAUUGAUGAUGGGUGU
Plutella xylostella (diamondback moth) is the source of this 783-nucleotide messenger RNA. RefSeq lists its product as uncharacterized. The record is from RefSeq and is a predicted model, not a curated record. NCBI's taxonomy places the organism in Eukaryota, Metazoa, Arthropoda, Insecta, Lepidoptera, Plutellidae.